Molecule: messenger RNA, 948 nt
Organism: Macrosiphum euphorbiae (potato aphid)
Lineage: Eukaryota; Metazoa; Arthropoda; Insecta; Hemiptera; Aphididae
Source: the annotation of a GenBank genome assembly
AUGGUAGAUUAUAUGGUGCAAAACCCACACGUUGCUACGGGCAAAUUUCAUACUUUGAAUGGGAAAAAUAGUUUAGCUGGCUCAUGGGAAGACUUGGUUACAAAUUUAAAUAACCUUCGUAAUCCUGGUGUGAAGGAAAAAAAUGUUAAGUCGUGGAAAGAGUCUUGGAGAGAUUUAAAAACCAAAGUUUCAAAAAAAGCAUCUGCUUUAAGAAAUGAUAAGAAACGAACUGGCAAUAAGCAAAUUGAAUUAGCUGAGUUAUCUGAGAUUGAUAAUAAGGUUUUAGGACUAGUAGGAUACGAUUAUGUUGAGGGGACAGUAUGUCCAGAUUCGUUUCCAGAAGAACUGCCUGAUGAUGUUGAGCAAUUGGCUGGUGGUAAUUAUGAUAUUUUGAAUAUAGUACCUACUCCACUCACCAUUAGGCCAAACCAGGAUCCAGAUAUCAUUGAAGCUGAUGCAGAGGAAAUCAUUGACGAUCCUUAUUAUACUGUUGAACUAAUAAAAGAUAGUACAAAUGAAAUAAGUUCACUUAUAGAAACCAACAAGACAAUGACACCACACAUUCUAAUAAAUGUACCUGCUGAAUCAAAUACAUCUUUUAUUUCUGAGACAUCCAUUGAUCAUUCAUCUGGCAAACAACCCAUAUUGCCAAACAUAUCUGCCAAACAUUCUAAAUUUUCAAACACACCAACCACUAAUUUAAAAAAGACUAAAAGGGAUGUCAAACUUAAUACACAGUUAAGCAAUGCACGUGAGGUAUUCACUGAUUUAGCUAAAACUAACAAUCAACAAUUGGAGUUGUUAACUACUUCAUUAAACAUGUUUGCUGAAAGCAAUAAGCAAAUGGCUGCUGCACUUAACAAAAUAGCUGAAAAUGAUGAAAAAAGACUGUUAAUGGACGAGAAACUUGUUACCAUAUUAUCAACUGUAAUUUCUAAAUUAAAUUAA